Messenger RNA from Daphnia magna, 1808 nucleotides. RefSeq lists its product as uncharacterized. The transcript has 7 exons. NCBI's taxonomy places the organism in Eukaryota, Metazoa, Arthropoda, Branchiopoda, Diplostraca, Daphniidae. Bases 1 to 1542 code for a protein of 513 amino acids. Gene Ontology annotation, molecular function: DNA binding. The record is from RefSeq and is a predicted model, not a curated record.
AUGGGCCGGAAUCCUGGUUGUUCGGCCGGAUCUCAUCGUCGGCCGUUGGGGACGUCUUUCGUUUCCAACACUGUUUUUGGUGUUGGAACACUAAGUUCCAUUUUUAAACCUCCCCUUCCAGACAGUUUGAGUGAAAGUGUUCUUGUGGUGCAUUCUUGGAUCUCAGACAACGAACAACUCACUAUUCGGUGGCACAAGAGAACUAAGAACAAUUGGAAUGACAAAAUCUAUGGAAGUAAUUCAACUGAAGGGCCGGAUGAUGAAUUUAGAUCUGGUCGACCACUCAUGUUAUCUGAGGACAAAGAUUUUCUUAAGAAAAAUCUACUGCAAUUAAAAAAGAAAUCCCUGUCGAAAGAUGUCACACAGCAUAGUAAUAAUGCAAGCAAAGGUAAACGAUCAACAACGAGCAAACCGAAUACCACAACAUCAAGCUCGGCUGCUAUUGCAACCAAAAGCAAGCCUUUGUCUCUUAACCAAACUGCACGAGAGGAUGACGAUCAUACCAAGAAGACUCGAAGUCGUCGUCACCUAGAUUUUUAUCAAGCAGAAAGUGCAGCUUGCAUAGGUGGCAAAGAAAACGAUGAAGAUCAAACAACCAGCACAUCAUUGGAAAAGGAUGACUCAGCUCGAAUUAAACGUCGGUUGGAACAAGAAAACGAUGAACUUAAGAAAAAAGUUGCUCGUCUGGAAAACGAAAAGGAAGAAGAGCGAAAAAUUCUUAAUGGACAGAUAACGGAACUCGAAAUACAAUUGAAUACACUCGAAGAUGUCUGCAAAGAAAAAACCAACGACGUAUCUGGCCUAAAUGAUACGCUAGAGAAAAUGCACUCCGAUCAACUUCUUCCAACAGUUCUUAUUCAACAUAUCACGGGCCUUAUUGAUGUCAUCAAGGCCGAUUCUGAGAAAAGGCAGGCGGAGCUUUCGCGUCUACAGUCAAUGAAACUGACCACUGUCCCUGCAUCUGCCGUUUCAACUCCUUGUUCUUCUCCACACGCUACUCCCUCGAAGCGAUUAGUAAAGCUUGAUGGUGAUGUAUUUAUUGAUCGAGAUGCACUUAAAAAUGCCGUUGCCUAUGGAUCUACUGCUAAUACGGAUCAUAACCUAAACUUAAUGAUCAACACGAUCUUGGAUGCAUUCUUCACACAAAGCCAAUUGGCAGGCUAUAGUUUAUCGGGAAAGGCGUGCCCAAAUAUGAAGGGGAGUAAACCGAAGCCCAAGAUUCCCUCAAACAUCAUUCAAGCUCUCAAAAAUUUUGUGCGAAGAAAUUGGAAAGAAUGGUACAAAUUGGUACCAACUGACAAAGCAAUAAACAGUGGCGUGGGUGCUAAACUUCGUUCAUGUCAUACGGCAGCUAAGAACAAAGGAAAAAAAUCAUCACUUACCAAACAGCCUUUGUUUAUCGGAGAUAAUGACAGCGAAGAUGACAACGGUAAUUCUAAAGAUGGUGUUGACGAUAACGAAGACAAUAUUUCCGUACGUAGUUCUGAUUUUGAAAAUGAAGACUCGUCAUCACAAGCUGCCGAAGAAAACGACGUUAUCUAGCUUAUAUGUGUUCUCCACUGUCAUUUAUCAUCUUCCACAGCUUUUGGUCUGAUUGUCAACUUGAUUUAUUUAUUAUUCCAGUUUCGGCGUUUUAAUAACCUGCCCCUUUUUUAUAACCGUUACCUUUUAUUGUUCGUCGUUGAUAUUAUGUAUACUGCCUCCGGCCUCUCUACUUACGGUUAAUUUUCUUUGUGACUUAUUUAAUUAAGUCAUACAUGGAAGAGUUUUUGUAUGCGCAAUAGCAAACUCGUGUGCAAUAAACAGAA